GAAAGAGUGCACAUAUAGGCUCUGUGAGAGCCAGGAAGAGAGAAGGAUAACGAAAGGGCAGCAGCCUUCUUCUCUUCUGGAGGAACGAGAUCGACGAUUCGAUCGGACGAGAAGGAGUGGAGGCGAAUAAAAGGCGGAGAGGAAGAUUAUAUAUUCGCGCGCAAGGAAGAUGAGCCUGGACCGCCGUCGCGGUUCGCAGCAUCUCGCAGACAGGAUCGUCCUAGGGACGGCGGCAUCGACGGCGCUGGCCUUCGAUGGAACGCCGUCGUGCGGUUCAACGACUCGCAACGGAGCUGCGUCCAUAGAGUUACACGACCUUCAUAAGGUAUAAAACGCGCUUAACCGACCGCCCCUUUAUUCCCGCAACAGCGUGACGUGAGAGACGAGAUGUAAGCAGAGAAAGAGAGAGAGAGAGAGAUCAGGUAUAUAUCGGAAGAUCGAUAUAUCCACCUCUUGGAAAGAAGAAAAUCCGAUAUCCUCUUUCUUACCCAGAAGAUGCUUCCUCGUGCUUCGAAUUUAAUUCAACGCAAUCCUUCGAAAGAUACAACGAAAGAAUUCUUGAGGAGAGACACAAAAUGGUGAACCGGAAGAGCGGGAGAUCGAUCGAGAUCGCGUAAUCGAUAGUUGAGUGCGAUAAAAGAAGAAACGCUUGUCUCGGUUCGAAAGAGACGAAGACGUAUUUUGGAAGAUUUUUCUCGCCACGGAUAAGAAGACAAAUUCGGCAUCAUGUUCCAGUGCAUCAUACAGCAGAGGAACGGCUGGAUCCAUCCUUACACUCCCGACACCAAGGAUGUCUUUCCAGACAUACGGCUACAGCUGAACGAGCAGCUGAGAUGCCUCGACGUGAGAAUGGAGGCGCAAGUCGCCCUCGUGGCCGAGCUCCAGGAUUUCUUCCGCAGAAGAGCGGAACUGGAGCUGGACUACAGCAAGUCCCUCGACAAGAUGGCCAGGAGUAUACAAUUGAGGCACAAGGAGCAGAAACAAAAGCGGGAACAAUGGCCCCUGUUCUCCAGCUACGCCUGCUGGCAGCAGCUCGUCAACGAGACCAAGUCCCUAAGCAGGGACCACGCCGCCCUGUCUGAGGUCUACAGCACCCACCUCGUGGGUCGUCUCAAUCAGGUGAUGGAGGACGUGCAGCGAAUUUACAAGCGUUGUCGCGAGAUCGGCUACGAGACGCACGAGGAAAUACUCCGAGUGCUGCACGAACUUCACACGACGAUGAAGACCUACCAGGCUUAUCAAGCCGAGUCCAGGCAGGCGGAGACGAAGCUGCGCGUCGCCGAGCAGCAGCGCAACAAACUCGAAGUGGCGAACGCAGACAGCCGCGACAAGCUCGCGCGCAGCAAGAAGUACAAGCUCAUCGAGAAGGAAGUUAACAAGAGGAAGAGCAAGUACCAGGAGGCGAAGCUGAAGGCGCUCAAGGCGAGAAACGAGUACAUCCUGUGCCUGGAGGCGUCGAAUACGACGAUACACAAGUACUUCGUCGACGACCUAUCCGACCUCAUCGACUGCAUGGAUUUUGGAUUUCACAAUUGCAUUGCGAGAGCACUGCUGAUGCACUGCAGCGCAGAGGAAGGCAGGCAGCGUUCCUUACAAUCUGGCGCUGAACAAUUAGCAGCGUGUGUUGGUGCUCUCGAUUCUCGGGCGGAUAAACAAAGAUUCAUGGAGUCCCAUCACGCGGCCUUCAUGAUUCCCAAGAAAUUCGAGUUCCAAGGACAACGCGGAGAUGAGUCGCCGGAGCCCGAAUUACAAAAGAUGCUGCACUCGGAGAUGGAGCAACGACUGCAGCAGUUGCAGCAGAGGGUGACGUCGCUGCGAACCGAGUCGGAAGAGGUAUGGAAGACUCUGGAGACGGCAGAAGCGAGUCUGCUCGAGAUGUUGACCGCCAAGGAUUACGAUUGUUCGAGAUACUUUGGCGAGAACGCUGUGCCCACGUCGAGGCCGCCUGAGACAGUGCAGAUCAAACUGCGAGCUGACAGACAGGAGACUGAAGAAUUCUACCUCAUAAAAUUCAGGGAGUAUCUUCUCGGCACGUCGAGAAUAGCAAGGCUAGAUGCAAAGCAGGAGUACAUCCGGCAGAGUCUGCUGGAUGGCUCGAACGCCAGUCCGAAUCCGUCGAUUUCCGCGACAAAGCAGAAGCAGGCGCGUCGCAAGCGAAUCGGCCGUCUACAGAUGAACGGCCAGCCGAAGCUGUUCGGCGGUUCGCUGGAGGAGUACUUGGAGACCACGAAUCAGGAGAUACCGCUGAUCAUGAAAAGUUGCAUUCGCGUCAUCAACCUGUACGGCUUGCACCAUCAGGGUAUUUUCCGCGUCUCAGGCUCGCAGGUGGAGAUCAACAAUUUCCGCGAGUGGUUCGAGCGCGGCGAGGACCCCCUGGCAGAUGUGACCGACGCUUCGGAUAUUAACAGCGUCGCCGGGGUAUUGAAGCUCUACCUGAGGGAGUUACGUGAACCGCUCUUCCCUAUCAUUUACUUCGAGCAUCUAAUGGAGCUUGCGCAACUCGAGUCGAAACAGGACUUUGUCAAUAAGAUGAAGGAGCUGAUAGCGAGUCUGCCGAGGCCGGUAGUGAUCGUCAUGCGGUAUCUCUUUGCUUUUCUUAACCAUCUGUCGGAGUUUUCGGAUGAGAAUAUGAUGGAUCCGUACAACUUGGCAAUCUGCUUCGGCCCGACCCUGGUGCCCGUUCCCGAAGAUAAGGAUCAGGUUCAAUACCAGAAUCAAGUUAACGAGCUUAUUAAGAACAUCAUCACAUUCUGCGAAGAGAUCUUCCCGGAGGAUAUCGGUGGUACUCAAUAUGAAAAAUAUAUCAGCAGAGAGCCUGAUGAUGCGGACGUGGGUGAUUCGCCGACGGAUCAAGUUCAAGAAGAUAUGGAUUCAGAAGUUUACCCAUCCGAAGACGAAUCUGAGAAUCUCGAAGCGACAGCACAAUUCGACUUUAAUGCGAGAUCUGAGAGAGAACUGAGCUUCAAGAAGGGCGACACUCUGACGUUAUACACGCAAGUUAGUAAUGAUUGGUGGCGAGGUGCUCUAGCCGGCAGAGAGGGAUUGAUUCCUGACAAAUAUAUCAUGCUCAAGAUAAAAGAUGAGGAGCGUGAGAAGGAGCUUUUAAAAUCAUCCAGCGAGGAAUCCAUGCGCAGAAGAGCGUCCAGCUCGGCUGAUAGUGUCCUAUCGAGCAACAACUCACCCUUGAUGGGCCCGUCGGCGAAUCCGAGCACCUGGUCGUCCGGGGCGGCGUCCGACAUGUCGUCCGCCACGACGAACAUAAUAACGGACAAUAGUAAUGCCAGCGGUAUUAUCGCGUCCGUGGCGAAUGUGCCCUGCAUUUCGUCGGCGCAGCCGAUCAUCAGUCGAGAGGCCGACAAUCCCGUGAGCGGGUCGAGGUUGGUCAGGGUGUCAACCCCGACGGAGAACGAGAGACAUCAUCAUCGGAACAACCUGGACGGUCCGGUUUCCCAGCUCUCGUCGGAGGAUAGCAUCGAGUGCGUCGACGGUGGAGAUAACUCGGUUCAGCUGAAGCAACGAGGCGGCAACGAGGAGGUCGUCGUGAACGAGGAGGUCACGGUCGAGCGUAACGUCCUCUCGGCGAUCUCGUCCCUGGACGGGAUCGCGUCGAAGCGCGGCGCCAGCCGGAAGCAGCAGCACUGGAAGUCGCAGAGCGUCGGCGAGAGCAUGAUGGGGCAGCAACAGCAGCAGCUGUCGAAUUCCCUGGCGACGACGAGCACGGCAACGACGACCACGACGUCGACGACGACGUCAUCGUCCGAGACCCCGGACGACGAGUCGCAGCCGGAACAGAUGCCGAACUUCUCGGCGAAUCGCGAGCUCUGGCAGCGUCGUGCCACCUCGCAGACCCAGUUGUUGAACGCGACGGUGGUGGUUCCCGUUACUCCGAAAUCGUCGUCCUAUUCUCGCGUGUCUCAGGAAUUCCGCGAGAUGCGGCAGAAGCAUACGCCGGACCUGGUGAUGGAUCUACCGCUGUCCGCGCAGGAUCCUGUCGGCAAGAAAUCUGCGUCGUCUAGCAGUCUAAGUAGCUCGGACGACGAGACGAUGAUGAUGUCGUCGUUGCUGCCGCCGCAGCAGCAGCAACAAGCGGUUCCCUCGCGAGCGGAAGCCGCCACGUCGCCGACCGGCGGUCCGGAGUCACCGGAUAUGAGCACCGCCGCCGAGCGCUUCGCCAAGCAGAACCAGUGUACCCUGAAGAAGAACACGAAGAGCGCGAGCACAGCGGAGACACCCAUCGCCGGUGGCAAGCUGAAGCGAAUCGAAACGACAGCGGAGCAGCACGACGGCGUCGUCGUCGUCGUUGACGCGGAGAACGACGAGAUCAUCCGGUCGGCCAGCUCGAAUCAGAUCGCCGUCGACGGCGGGGGGGAGGGUGGCGGUGGGGGUGGGGUCAACCUGCCGCUCAGGUCACCCCUACCGCCGCGUUCCACCCCCAAGAUCGUCGCCAAGUUCGCCGAGCUGCAUCUGACCGGCGGCAGCCAGAUGGUGUCGCCGUUCAAGCCGCAGGUCAAGGUCAAGCCGACGAUCCUGCGCAAACCGGUGAUGCCGUUCCCGCAUCCGCACAUGAGCCCCGAGCUUGCGCGCAAGAUCGAGAAACAAGCGCAAAGCGCGGAACAGGCCAAUUAAAAAUAGGAGGCGAAAAAAAAAAGAUUGCCAUAAUCGUACAGCUGAGAGAGCAGCUUUGACGUUGUAUUAAAUCGCGGUCGGGUCCCCCGGCGAUCGCCGAGAUAUUAGGAUAUAUUCGACGAACGAUGAGAAGACGCGAGUCCAAUUUCGAGCUUUCAAAGGGAAUUCGAGCUCUCUUCUCGACUUUUAAAGUCUACUCCUUUUUCGCCGACUCUCUCCCCCUUCUAUAUCCCCCCAUACCUCCUAUGUAAUCUUAUAUAUUUUACGCAAGUUAUUCGCUCUCGAACGAUGCAACUUGACAAUAACCGCCUUCCUUUUCAUGCAUGCGCGAAAAGAAACCGUACGUGGAAUUGCAAAUUUAAUUGACAAACAAUGUUAAACUAGGAAUACUAGGCUAUUGCCGAGGGAGGCGUCUAAGCCGAGACCGAUCGUGCUUUCGAUGAAAGAGAGAUGGAUAGAGAUCGACCUUCUAGAUCUCGCCAAGGAGAUUUCGAGACGGUAGCGUGUAGAUUUUCGAACGAUGUUGAAGCGCGACCACACACGUCCCAUCGACCAGUUACUCCGCCCAGUCGCGAGGACUUCUACCGUAUUAAUUAUCGUGCCCGAAGUUGAAGAGAGGAAAGGAGCUGCCGCGGUAUAGCGCGGUGCGAUCAAUUUCGCGUGCUGCAAUCAAACAAAAACUACACUUUUUCCCAAGUGUUGAGAGAGUAAAAUUCGCACGCAGAACUAGAGAGACCACGGCGCUAUCCUUGCGGGGCCGAGUUUAUUUUUUCUACAGAUGUUUUCCAUUUUCGCAUAAUUUUUUUACCAAAUGAUCCGCGCGAAGUAAUGUUUCUAGUCAUCGAGCGAAGAUAAGAAUAAGAGAAAAAAAAAUGAAAACAGCAAAAGAGAGAGAGAGAGAGAGAG
Nylanderia fulva is the source of this 5532-nucleotide messenger RNA. The record is from RefSeq and is a predicted model, not a curated record. Lineage: Eukaryota; Metazoa; Arthropoda; Insecta; Hymenoptera; Formicidae.